AAAAAAAAAGGAAAGAAUGGGGCACGAGAGACGUCUAAUACGGCAGUGUAAGUUGCGUCGUUGGCAGCAGAAUGGUGAAGAGCAGAGGGGGUUAGGAGCUUGCAUCGUUGCAGCGUUGCAGUUGUUCGCCAUUGCUAGGGAGUUAACUUGGAUACUAGGCUAGGCGAGGAUCUCGGUGCUUGCCGUGCGGCCCCCCUCCCCCUUGCAUCGUGGAAAAAACUAUUUAGUGAUUUCGUGUUACGAUUUUGGGUAUUUUGAGAUCCGGGCGAUUUCGAAUCGGCCUUCGUUCCGAAGGAAUGGAGAAGAAGUGGCAACCAACGAUGAUCACGACCAGCGAGACGGUCUUGCAUGCCAAUCUUCUAACGACUACGGGCCAGCGUCUUACUCCAACAGGCAAAAUCAGCCAUGCCAAGACGCGUGUCUACACGCAACGAUAUCGCAAAGAAUGGGAGCAAAUGCCCGAUUUUAAAGGGUGGUUAACGUCCGUGCCAUUUCAACCGACACGUGCUUACUGUAUGUACUGUAAGAAAAAUCUUCAUGCGCAUCGACUCUCUUUGUUAAAACACACUUGCACGAUGAAACAUCAACGCGCAGCUUUACUACACGAAGCUGAAGAGAAGAAGAAAGCUGCUGCUCGAAAGGGAAACAUAGAGGAGAAGGUCGAAGUGGAAGAGGUUGAGGAAAUUGAGACUAUGGAACAUAUUCAAACUGAGGUAGAAGAAAAUGAAGACGAAGUGGAAUAUGUUGUCGAGAGAUUAGAAACAGACGAUGAACUAGAUGAAACUCAAAUCAAAGAUCCAAGUGAGGAUGUUAGUGGUGAGGUUGAAGAUGAAGAAGAAGAAGAGGAAGAUGAUGUAGGACACAUGCAAAUGCCUUCCGAUGAUGACGAGGUUAAGGAUUCGAUAAAAAGCAUUAAGAUAGAAAGGGUUGGAAAUUGUGACGAUUCUUUAACUGAGGCAAUGGAUCACAUGGAGAGUGAAUAUCUGGAAGAAACAGAUAACCACGAAGCUGUACAAAUGGAAAUAGUUGUGGAGUCAGAAGAUCAAAGUAAUCCAGAAAUGCAAGUUGUAUCGAUACUUCCUGAUAUAGAAGAUUCUAAUAAAGAUUCGCCGAGAGAAUCACGCGAGAAUGGAAGAGCGAUUCGGCGGGGUGAUAGUAAAUUAGACAGAAAAUCUGCAAAAUUAUUGCAAGACGAGUGCAAACAAGGAGAUUCGGGAAUAGUGGUGGCAUGUCCAUUGCCUAUUUUAGGUACAACUUAUCAAAUUAAUUCUUCAGUCGCACCUGCUACUACUAAUACUAUCGGUGUGCUUCAACCAGUGAAUACAAUUCCCAUUGCACCUACACAAAGUAAAACAAUUACUUUGACGUCGGGUGGUAAAACUCUGACUUUAACAGGUGGUACAUUUCAACCUGGUACUCAGUACGUACUGAGUAAAUUAAAGGGUCAAUUUCCAACGGUGGUAAUGGCUGAUAAGAAAACUGCAGUUGCUAAUCAAAUGGAGGACACCACGAAAGGCGUUCAAAUGAACAAAGAUCAGUUGGCUGUAGCAAGUACUAGUUACCAAAGUCCGAAGAAACAUGUACUUUUAAAAACUGUUCAGAAUCUUCCGGUUAAGAAACCUCGUAUUUCUACUCACGUUGUGGACACUAGUAAAGGUUUACCAAUUGGAGGUUUGCAAGUUAGCCUUUAUAAGUUAAUGGACGGGAGAUGGACGUUUUUAAAUGAAAGUAAUACGAGCCCGAACGGUCGAUGUGUGGAUUUGGUGGAUAAUACGAAAGUUAAUUUCACAGCUGGACGUUACAAGAUACAUUUCGAUGUUGAUAAGUACUUCACGCUAAGAAGGAUAGAAACAAUGUAUCCAUUUAUCGAGAUCGUUUUUGAUGUGAAAAACCCUGCUGGCCACUAUCACAUACCAGUGCUUCUAAGUCCGUUUGGUUACACCACCUAUCGUGGCUCCGAAAGAUGAACGUUAAUAAAAUCAGUGUGUUUAUUAAAUAUCUUGUUUCUUUGUAAGGCAAAUUUCGUAAAAAUAAAUAUUUUUUACGAUUCGAAAAUGCAGACAAAGACACACAUUUUCAACGAUGUCGGUUGAUCGUGCAAAGGAAAAACUAGCUGUAUUUUCAUAUUUGACGAUUUUGAAAACUGAAAAGAUUUUAUGUAAAUAGUUGUUAAUUGCGCGCGAGUUUGCUAUGGAGUGAGAGUGUUACGAAAAAGUGAAUUUGGUGGUUCAAUCACUGGUAGAAUUGUUAAAUUGUAACAAGAGCAUCCGUGUGAGGGAAAAUAUAUUUUAUUUCUUAGUUUAUAAAACUUUGACAUGUUUCAUUUUGUUACUACGUACUUUUCUCCAAUGGCAAGUCGAGUUCGAGUCUACGAAACUGUGUUAGAAACAUCUGCGCCCAGUGACACGUGAGAACAUGCAACAACGAUGACGCAAUAGAAUUUUCAUAUAUUGAAGAAUCAGGAAGAACGUACCGUUUCGAUUACACGAUCAACGAGAAAUAUUUUUGCCGAGAUAUCGGGACAUGUUGUCAAAGGUCUGCAAAAGUCGGAAGAAGUCGCAAUGGUUUUCUAUUGCGGUGGUAAAUAGCUUCUGUCGACAUCUUUCGGUGGCAGAUAGUCAGAUUUGGAAGAUUGUGCCUUUGACUUUUGAUCGUUUCGACUAUCGCCACCACGUCCGCCUUGAUUUCCCGAUCCGGGUGCUUGGCCGGAAGAAGACGACAACUUACCGGUACCGAAUUUAAAGCUGGCUCUAUUUCCGUUCUCGUCAGCCUCGUACCUUCAAACGGAGAUGGGAAGGCCUUCGGGGCUUUUGUAAGAGAAGCUUCCUUUUACAGUUCGUACCAGCUCACCGUCCACCAAUUUCAACAUUUCCGUUUCUUCUUUUUGCACGUCGUCCACUGGCGCAUUCGCCGCCGGUGCAUUCGCGCUCGAUAUUGGACGGUUCCUCGCUUUGUUGUCCUCGAAUGGUGUGUUCAAGGCGAGGCCACCGGAACCACGAGCGAACGCUGGUGCCUUUUGGUCCGGUGAUAACUUCUCACCGGUGCAGUGCCACGUAUCGAGAAUCACUAGCCAGAGAAUCUGAGAUCAGAGAGGAUAAACAGGAUGAAUGAAUUCUCUUGCAUCGGAAUAUUUGGCCAUGUUUCUCUUCCAUACGUAACGAAUCAUAGCCGCUUGGCCUAGAGGUGAAUCCGACUUUCGUAUCGAGCGGCUCGCGAUGACCUCCUGACCGAUGAGAAAAGUGUGGUAAAAGUGUUCUUGCGACUCUCGAGCACGCGUUACGUCGAUUACGUGUGCAAUCAACGGUGGCUAAGAGAGAGAGAAACACUUUCUACUCGAUCAAUUCGAUGUAACCUUUACUAAUUAAAUUCACUCGAUCCGAGAAGAAAAGAGAGAGAGAGGAAAAAAAAUGAAAAUCCUAAACGACGCCUAA
This is a messenger RNA of Heterotrigona itama, 3431 nucleotides long. The record is from the annotation of a GenBank genome assembly. NCBI's taxonomy places the organism in Eukaryota, Metazoa, Arthropoda, Insecta, Hymenoptera, Apidae.